This is a messenger RNA of Parnassius apollo (apollo), 1419 nucleotides long. The record is from the annotation of a GenBank genome assembly. NCBI's taxonomy places the organism in Eukaryota, Metazoa, Arthropoda, Insecta, Lepidoptera, Papilionidae.
AUGGCAGAUGGCAAAAAACAGCGCAGUGCUAGGCUGGUGAAUUUAGCUCUUAAUCAAAUAGAGACAGAUAACAGCUCCCUGAAUACUUCAAAUAGGGAAAACAUUUUUAUUGAAAAUAAAUCAAUAUUUACAGAUAAAGCAGUCAAUGCUGAAGGGUUCCUUAACCCUUUGGUCUAUGUGUCUGAUCAAGCAUCGGAAAAUUCUUCUGUCAAAUCCACAAUUUCUAUCAUUAAAAUUCGUAAUAAAGAUGUACCACGAUCAGAUGAAAUAUUUUGUGACUCCGAAUACGAAUCAGAGGAUAAUUGUCAAGAGUUAUCAAAAUUAACUAAUACCGAUAAUAUACCUAUAAGUGUUUCAGAAUGUUCUGGUAUAUUACGAGAGAUUGAAUCAGAAGAUCAUUAUCAGAUUAACCAAACGGAAACCAACUUUGAAGAAAAAGACUUUUCACCGAGUGAUGAAUCCGAUUUCGAUCCUAACUCUGCUUACAUGAGUGACGAUGACAUUAGCACGGAGGAUGAGUACUAUGAUGACCAGUUAGUUAAAAAACAAAUGCACCGUGAUAAACGUAAGUGUGAAAACACUCAGAACAACAAGAGCAGAAACAUGGUAAGUCGUCGUAAAAAACUCUCUAACAAGAUACAAUGUAAAGAAGAUGAAGUAGUUGCACCGGAAUUGCAGAGAGAAGGUCAUGAAGUUGUGUCAGCGAAAAUACAGAUAGAAAGUCCAGAAGGAGCAUCACCGGAAAUACCGAAAGACAGUUGUGAACAAAGACAUGAUUACAAGAAAAUGGAUGAAAUUUCUCUCGUUGUGAAAAAUGAUCCAUUGAUUCUUGCAUAUGGCUCAAGACUACUUAAGAAGAAAAAAGAAAGGCGAAGCCGAAAAGCGAUAUGUUCUAAAAUGAGAGACUUGGCUACUUUGUUAAUUGUACUCCGUAAAAAAGACCACAGAAUAGAAAUACUAACGGAUGUUUUAGACCCUGAAAAAUAUGACAUUUUUAUCGAUGGCAUCAAAAACAUGUGUGGGUUCGAUGAAGAAACGGGUUUCGUCAAAGUUACAAGUAUUCCAGCUCGAAUGCGGCCAUCCAUUUUGGGAUGUAUUGAUAUACUCUAUACGCGGUCUACUAUGUCAACGGAAUCAACAGCUUACAAAGAUUUGUAUAAAAAAAAGUUGGAUGACUUCAAGCGUCUUGUUGAAAUUAACUGGGAAUGGGAAAUUUCUUCAAAUGCAGAGAAAACUAGAAAGCGGAAAAAUAUGACUAAAGAAAAUAUAAUUCCAUUAGAAGAAGACAUUGCAACAGUCAUGGAAAAAAUACAUAAAUUGGAGGCUAAAUAUGCACAAAGAUUGAGUAAAAAUAGGGAUGCACUAAAUUACGAACAUCUCUGCACCGUAACAAUAGCUCACAUAAUAAUGCUAGAUUGA